AAGUGUGCCCUGGAGUGCUUCUUGAGUUGUUCUCAAAAUGGCUGCGCCCGAAGAAGACACGCUUCCUCGUGAAGAUGAAGAAAUUGAAGAGAUGGAAGCGGGUGACAGCGAUGAAGAUGAGAUGGAGGAAGAAGAUCAAGAGGAGGAAGCUGGGGAGAGUGAAGUGUAUGUGCCUGGCGUUAAGCCGCUUCAGCCGGGAGAAGAGCUAGAGAUGGACCGCUCGGCUUACCGCAUGUAUCACGAGUGCCAGACAGGUGCCCCUUGUUUGAGUUUUGAUGUAGUACGUGAUGCUGAGGGAGAAGGAAGAGAGAAGUUUCCAAUGUCCAUGCUACUGUGUGCAGGUACACAAGCAGACACGGCUCUCAGUAACAGACUCAUUGUCAUGCGCAUGCACAACCUGUAUGGGACUGAAAAAGAGACAGAGGAGGAGGAGAGCAGUGAUGAGAGUGGUGAUGAUGAUGAUGAUGAAGAAGAGAAUAAGCCACAGAUGGAGUUGGCCAUGGUGCCCCAUUAUGGAGGAAUAAAUAGAGUCAGAGUGACCCAGAAUGGUGAGCAGUCAUUGGCUGCUGUUUGGUGUGAGAAAGGUCUGGUGGAAAUUUUUGAUCUUCGGCCACAGCUGGAAGCAGUUCACAGCUCUACUGCCAUGGCAGCAUUCAUUAAACAGCAUAAGGAGGCUACACCUUUGUUCAGUUUCUCAGGUCAUAUGACAGAAGGCUUUGCCAUUGACUGGUCUCCUAAAGUACCAGGCCGGCUUGUGAGUGGAGACUGCAAGAAGAACAUUCAUGUGUGGGAGCCAAGAGAAGGUGGAACUUCCUGGAAGAUUGACCAACGGCCUUUUAGCUCGCAUAACAAGUCUGUUGAGGACCUACAGUGGUCACCAACUGAAGCAACAGUUUUUGCCUCCUGCUCAGUGGAUCAGUCCAUUCGCAUUUGGGAUAUCAGAGCUCCACCAAAAUCCAUGCUUUCAGCCAAUGAGGCUCACUCGUCAGACGUCAAUGUCAUCAGUUGGAAUCGGAAUGAACCGUUUCUGUUAUCUGGAGGGGAUGAUGGGCUUCUGAAGGUGUGGGACUUGAGGCAGUUCCAGUCUGGGCAUCCAGUGGCCAGCUUCAAGCAGCACAGUGCCCCGAUCACUUCGGUGGAAUGGAGUCCCAUCGAUUCCAGUGUGUUUGCCGCGUCUGGAGCAGACGACGUUAUCAGCCAAUGGGAUCUGUCGGUGGAGUCAUGUGACAUAAGUGAACAAGCUGAAAGCUUAAAGAAGCUUCCUCCACAACUGCUGUUCUUGCAUCAGGGCCAGAAAGAGGUCAAGGAGCUCCACUGGCAUCCGCAGAUCCAGGGCACUCUCAUCUCCACUGCACUGUCAGGAUUCAACGUUUUCAGGACUAUUUCAGUGUAAACGGCAAAGUGGUUUUGUGCCUUAUGACAAUAGUAAAAAUAAUGUUAAAUGCCAUCAUCAUGACGCUAAUCUGUGUGGGUUUUUUUUUUUUUUUUUUUGGGACUAAUCAAUACAUUUGAUUCUAGGUCCUCUGGAUUAUGUUUCAAAAUCUAAGACAAUUUCACAAUAUGGCCUUGAUACACUUCAUUUUAAUCUACAGAGAAACUGGUGAGUUCAGCUGGUACUCUAGGUGACAGGCAGCCAGUGCAAACAGCUGUGUCCUAGAUCUGAAGUUCACUCCUGCUACAAAGCUCAUCCAGUUGUUGAGAAAUGUCUUUACCCUUUUAUUAUCUCAUGAGUAAAUGCUAUUUUCUCAAGUCAUAUUUUAUAUUAUUGUCUCUGUAACCUUCUGUGUGUAAUUAAAAUCAGUUCCUUAUUGGC
This is a messenger RNA of Tachysurus vachellii, 1813 nucleotides long. RefSeq names its product glutamate-rich WD repeat containing 1 (gene grwd1). Lineage: Eukaryota; Metazoa; Chordata; Actinopteri; Siluriformes; Bagridae. The transcript is spliced from 7 exons. Gene Ontology annotation, molecular function: protein binding. The record is from RefSeq and is a predicted model, not a curated record. Bases 38 to 1393 code for a protein of 451 amino acids.